AUGGUGCCUCCGGUGCAAAGCUUUUGGAAUCCCAUCAACAUAACCGUCACCAUGAAUGUGUUGGCAAUUUUGGGAGUGGAUGAGAAAGCCCAGACCAUGACAUUGUUCAUAUCACAAUAUCUGACAUGGAGAAUCGACGGGUUGCACUGGAGCGAGAGGGACUGCGGAACGAAAAGGGUUUCUGUCUCUCGGGAAAAUCUUUGGAUCCCAGACAUUCACAUCUCAGAGUUCAUGGAUGAGGACAACUCUCCCCAAAACAUGCACGUCUUCCUAUACAACACCGGCCUUGUUUUUGACAGUAAAUCCAUUCGAGUGGUCACUUCCUGCCAACUGGACAUCUACCCAUUCCCCUUUGAUGUACAAAAUUGCUCCCUGACAUUUAGAUCCUACCUGCACCAAGAUUCGGAGAUCAAACUGAUUCAGGGCGCCACAUCAGAGGAAACCCUGGAAGUGUCCAGAAAACUCAUUCAGACCAACGGGGAGUGGGAGCUUGUUGACAUCAAAGUAACACCGUCUGUCCUAAAACUAAACGGAGGAAGCUACUCGGAAAUGAAGUACUAUAUUGUCCUAAAACGUCAGCCCAUGCUGUACGUGGUGAACCUGCUGAUCCCCAGCUGCUUCCUUAUUACAGUGGACCUCUUCAGCUUCCUGCUCCCUCCACAAAGUGUGGACCGGGCCUCCUUCAAGAUGACCCUCAUCUUGGGCUACACCGUCUUCCUGCUAAUCAUGAAUGACCUGUUGCCCGUCAGCGGCCAGACCACUCCCCUUAUCAAUGUUUUCUUCUCAAUCAGCCUGGCUCUGAUGGUGGCCAGCCUGCUGGAGACCAUAUUUAUCACCAAUAUCCAGUUCACCUCCAGUCAAUACAGCACAGUGCCUCGCUGGCUCAGCAUCCUCGUCCUGCGGUACCUCGCCCUUGCGGUUUGUCUGCCCACCCAGAAAAAGAGCAACAGAAUCACUGUGUCGCUACAGCCACCCAAAGAAUUACAAAUACAUAACCCAAUCAGCAACAGCCUUGUGAACUCAUGCAACAUCUCUGAGGACAAACCUCCUCCAGACCCUCACCAGCACCUCCUGGAUGAGCUGAGGAAGCUAAGCAAAGACCUGAUAGCCAUCCGCCUACACAUGGACAACCACUUUAAAGGUACCAAAACUUCCCAGGAGUGGUACAUGAUCGGAAUUGUGGUGGACCGCUUGCUCUUCGCAAUAUACAUCAUCUUCAUCCUUGCCAGCUUCCUCGCCAUCACAUGCAUCUGGAUCUGGAGUGACUCGCUUUGA
Messenger RNA from Syngnathoides biaculeatus (alligator pipefish), 1275 nucleotides. RefSeq names its product 5-hydroxytryptamine receptor 3A-like. Gene Ontology annotation, cellular component: membrane; synapse; neuron projection. Lineage: Eukaryota; Metazoa; Chordata; Actinopteri; Syngnathiformes; Syngnathidae. The transcript has 8 exons. The coding region runs from base 1 to 1275 and encodes 424 amino acids. Gene Ontology annotation, molecular function: neurotransmitter receptor activity; extracellular ligand-gated monoatomic ion channel activity; transmembrane signaling receptor activity. Gene Ontology annotation, biological process: signal transduction; regulation of membrane potential; chemical synaptic transmission. The record is from RefSeq and is a predicted model, not a curated record.